AUGGAUUUCUUCCUGACUCAGUUCUCCCUUCACUUCGUGUCUUUCUCCCCGACUAUCCUGUCAUGCGAUGUUGUUGACUCCAACGGUGGUCCUCGUUAUGCCGUACGGACGGAGCUGCUCAACGGAACCCUCGUCACCACUGUGACGGACGCACUUGGCAGAGCUCUGGCAAUCUUGGACUGGAAGAACAAGCCAGCAGUCGAGAUCAGUGGUCACAUAGGGCGGCAGGCCGCCUCGGAGUGGCUUGUGCGUUCCGAGAAUGGAAGUUCCAGAACCAUGGAGCUCGGCGCUAUGCACUAUCGAUGGGUUACGCAUGAGGACAACCUCUGCCUGACUAUGCAUCUCCGUCCGGGGGCUGACGUUUUAUGCCGCGUCACGAAGACCAGGGACAUGAUCACGCUCGAGUUGACUCAGAACGCAAUAGUCAUUGGUCUGGAACUGCCAGCAAUUGUUGCUACCAUGCUGUUGAUGAGCGGGAGGAACAUAGAUUGA
Punctularia strigosozonata HHB-11173 SS5 is the source of this 492-nucleotide messenger RNA. RefSeq lists its product as uncharacterized. The record is from RefSeq and is a predicted model, not a curated record. The coding region runs from base 1 to 492 and encodes 163 amino acids. NCBI's taxonomy places the organism in Eukaryota, Fungi, Basidiomycota, Agaricomycetes, Corticiales, Punctulariaceae. The transcript is spliced from 3 exons.